Engraulis encrasicolus (European anchovy) is the source of this 3018-nucleotide messenger RNA. Its product is annotated as diacylglycerol kinase eta. The record is from RefSeq and is a predicted model, not a curated record. The coding region runs from base 25 to 3018 and encodes 997 amino acids. Gene Ontology annotation, molecular function: ATP-dependent diacylglycerol kinase activity. Lineage: Eukaryota; Metazoa; Chordata; Actinopteri; Clupeiformes; Engraulidae. Gene Ontology annotation, biological process: lipid phosphorylation; intracellular signal transduction; diacylglycerol metabolic process. The transcript has 24 exons.
GUGAUCACUCCAUUCAGGAAGUUGAUGCUAUGUGCUGAGAACCGCAAGGAUAUGGAGGACUGGAUCAGCGCACUCAAGUCAGUGCAGAAAUGGGAAACCUGUGAGGCCAGUCAGUUUAACAUGGAGCACUUCUCUGGGAUGCAUAACUGGUACGCCUGCUCCCACGCGAGGCCCACCUUCUGCAACGUCUGCAGGGACGCCCUGCCCGGAGUCACCUCCCAUGGCCUCUCCUGCGAAGUGUGCAAGUUCAAAGCCCAUAAGCGGUGUGCAGUCAGGUCCACCAACAACUGCAAAUGGACCACGCUGGCUUCCAUAGGCAAUGACAUCAUCGAGGAUGAGGAUGGGGUGUCUAUGCCUCACCAGUGGCUGGAGGGCAACCUGCCGGUGAGCGCCAAGUGUGUGGUGUGCGACCGCAACUGCGGCAGCGUGAGGAGACUGCAGGACUGGAGGUGCCUCUGGUGCAAAGCCAUCGUCCACAACAGCUGUAAGGAGUUGCUGGGGAAGCAGUGUCCUCUGGGCCAGUGCAGAGUGUCCAUCCUCCCGCCCACAGGCCUCAACAGCAUCGACUCCGACGGGUUCUGGAAGGCUCCAGCCUUACAGGGCUCCAGUCCUCUGCUGGUCCUCUGCAACUCCAAGAGCGGGGACAACCAGGGCGUCAAGUUCCUACGCAAGUUCAGGCAGCUGCUCAACCCGGCGCAGGUCUUCGACCUGAUGAACGGGGGACCUCAGCUCGGGUUGCGUGUGUUCCAGAAGUUUGUGUCGUUCCGAGUUCUAGUGUGCGGAGGAGACGGGAGCGUGGGAUGGGUCCUCUCCGAACUGGACAAGCUAGGACUUCAUAAACAGUGCCAGUUGGGGGUACUUCCUCUGGGGACAGGAAAUGACCUCGCUCGUGUGCUGGGCUGGGGCGGUCUAUGUGACGACGACGCCCAGCUGAUGCAGAUCCUGGAGAAGCUGGAGAGGGCAACCACCAAGAUGCUGGACAGGUGGAGUAUCAUGACAUAUGAGAUUCCUACUAAGAGUGCUCCAGCCAUAGUGAAGGAGGAUGAGCCCCAGGAGAAUGCAUUACAGGUGCAGAUGACUCAGUAUGCGGACUCUGUGGUGUCCCACCUCACCAAGAUCCUGGACUCAGACAAGCACAGUGAUGUAAUUUCCUCUGCCAAAUUCCUAUGUGGUACGGUGAAUGAGUUUGUGGCUGAGGUGGGGAAGGCUUACGAGAGAGCUGCGGAGAAUAGAGAAGAGGCGGACGCCAUGGCUAAGAAGUGUGCGAUGUUGAAUGAGAAGCUGGACUCCCUGGUCAAGGCCCUCAGCGAGGAGGCCGACGCCCAGCUGGUGCCCACGGGUUCCGUAUCGCCGCACUCCGAGGACGGCGAGAACGAAAAAGACAGCAACGACACGGAUGGUGGCGGCGGCGGCGGCGGCGGCGGCAUCGGCGGGGAUAACGGGGGUGGAGACCAGUCGUCAUCGGGCGAGUCGCCUGGGGAGGAGGGGCCCGGGAUGCCGAGGGCCUUCAGGAGCCGCGAGCAGCUGAUGCUGAGGGCCAACAGCCUGAAGAAGGCACUCAGGCAGAUCAUACAGCAGGCCGAGAAAGUGGUGGAUGAGCAGAAUCGUCACACUCAGGUGCAGCGCAUGUCCUCCACCUCCUCCAUCAAGCGGCAGGGCAGUGACGAGCUCAAGGACGCCGACAUGCGUCAGGGUUCCAUGAGUCCCCCCCUCACCUCUCCCAUCACCCUGGAGAAGUCCGAGAGCUUCAGCGCCGUGUCAUUCUCAGAGGACUCUGUACUCUGCACUGAGAAGUGUGUGAUGAACAACUACUUUGGCAUCGGACUGGAUGCCAAGAUCUCGCUGGAGUUCAACAACAAGAGAGACGAGCACCCCAAGAAGUGCAGCAGUCGCACUAAGAACAUGAUGUGGUACGGCGUGCUGGGCACCAAAGAGCUGGUGCAGAAGACCUACAAGAACCUGGAGCAGCGAGUGCAGCUCGAGUGUGAUGGAGUGCCCAUGUCGCUCCCCAGUCUGCAGGGCCUGGCCGUCUUAAACAUCCCCAGCUAUGCAGGAGGCAUCAACUUCUGGGGAGGCACCAAAGAGGACAAUAAUUUCGGCGCCCCGUCGUUUGACGAUAAGAAGCUGGAGGUGGUGGCCGUGUUUGGAAGCAUGCAGAUGGCCGUCUCACGCGUCAUCAACCUGCAGCACCAUCGCAUCGCACAGUGUCGUCAGGUGAAGGUGACUAUCCUGGGGGAUGAGGGCGUACCCGUGCAGGUGGACGGAGAGGCCUGGAUACAGCCGCCCGGCAUCGUCAAGAUCGUACACAAGAACCGCGCACAGAUGCUCACCAGAGACCGGAACUUUGAGAGCACCCUGAAGUCGUGGGAGGACAAGAAGAAGGGCGACAGCUACUCGGCCCGCCCGCGCCUCAACUCCCAGCAGUCUGUGGAGUACCUCAGCGAAGAGGAGGGGGCUCAGGUGCAGCAGCUAGGCAUCGUGGCAGACGCACUUCUCAACAGGAUACGAGAGGCAGCCAAGACCCACAAGGUGGUGGAGCAGGAGCUGGCUCAUGCCGUCAACGCCACGGCCCUGGCCCUCACUGAGGCCUUCCCUGCCAAACCCUCCAGCCCAGAGUGCCUGAGUCGCAGUGCGGCGGUGGAGAUUGUGAACACCAGCAAGGUGCUGCAGCAGGAGACCAAGAUGCUGCUGGAGGGGAAACUACUGCAGCUGGAGUCGUCCCAGGAGCGCGAGCUGCACUCCACACUCAACAGCCUGGCGGCAGAGCUCCUCAAGCUGGAGGACAUCCACUGGAUAUGGCCCAGCAUGCACUGCUCUGAUGAGGAGGAGGAGGCGGUGAGAGGGGCCAAGAGCAGCAUCAAGCUGAAGAUCAUGCCCAAAGCCAAGAAGGAGCGCGAGAAGCUGCACAAGCAGAAGUCCAACAGCUCCCUCUCAGGUACGGGAGGACUCACUACAUACAACGGAAAGGGCAAAUGCACAUUUUGCACUAUGUUUGGCUGGUUUUAUGAAAAGAUAUGA